CCCGACCGUCCAUAUCUUGACAUCCCGCAGUGAUCCAAUCCCCGCAAAGCUAGAUCAUACCCAUGAGCUCCUGAAAGCCAGCCACUCUCUCUCUCUCUCUCUCUCUCUCUCUAUUUAAGACCAUUGCAUUUUCCUCCGAGCUUGUCAAGAAGGAAGCAAUGCAGAACAGCCCUUCCCACACAAAUGCACCCUACACCCUCCUGCCGGAGGACCCCUCCCCGGCGAGGCCUCCGGCGAGCUCCCGGAGACCUGUCAAGGUGUUUGCAGCGACCGCCGCUUCCGUCGUGUUCCUGACGUCGCUGGUCAUGCUUAUCGUUAACCAAAGCCCCGAGACACCCACCGAGAGCGACCACCCCCCUCGCUCCGACCCCUUGACCUCCAGAGCGACGACGUCGUUUUCGCGGGAUGCGGGGCGACUACCGACCGGAGUGUCCCAAGGGGUGUCCGCGAAAUCGUACCCCUCCGUUCGGGACCGGCUUUCGUACAACUGGACAAACGCAAUGUUCGCCUGGCAAAGAACAGCUUUCCAUUUUCAACCUGAAAAGAAUUGGAUGAAUGAUCCUGAUGGACCGCUGUACUACAUGGGGUGGUACCACCUGUUCUACCAAUACAACCCGGAUUCCGCAGUGUGGGGCAACAUCACGUGGGGGCACGCCGUAUCGAAGGACCUCAUCCACUGGCUCUACCUCCCUCUCGCCAUGGUCCCCGAUAGGUGGUUCGACGCGGGUGGGGUUUGGACUGGCUCGGCCACCCUACUCCCCGAUGGUCGUAUCGUGAUUCUGUACACUGGCGACACCGAUGAGUCUAUCCAGGUCCAAAACUUAGCCUACCCUGCCAAUCUAUCCGACCCGCUACUCAUUGAAUGGGUCAAAUACCCGGAUAACCCGGUCAUUGUCCCUCCGGCCGGAAUUAACCCUGAGGAGUUCCGCGACCCGACCACUGCCUGGAUGGGCCCUGACGGGACCUGGCGGAUCUUGGUCGGGUCCAAGGUCGAUGGCUCGGGCAUUGCUCUCAUCUACCAGACGAGCAAUUUCACCGCGUUUGAGGCCCAGCCGGGGUUGCUCCACGCCGUUAAUGGUACGGGAAUGUGGGAGUGCGUGGACUUUUACCCUGUCUCGACCAACUCGUCGAACGGGCUCGAAACAUCGGUUGUCGGGCCUGGCGUGAAGCACGUGCUGAAGGCGAGCUUGGACGAUUUGAAGAAGGAUUACUACGCGAUCGGGACGUACGACCCGGUUAGUGAUACUUGGACGCCCGAUGACCCGGAGGCCGACGUGGGCAUGGGGUUGCAGGUGGAUUAUGGGAGGUACUAUGCGUCCAAGACCUUCUUUGACCAGAACACAGGGAGGAGGAUUUUGUGGGGUUGGAUCAACGAAACCGACACUGACUAUGAUGAUUUGGCCAAAGGUUGGGCAUCUGUUCAGACAAUUCCGAGGGUCGUAACAUUUGACAACAAGACCGGAUCGAACAUCCUUGAAUGGCCUGUGGAAGAGGUGGAGAGCUUGAGACUGAACAGCACCGAGUUCGACGACAUUUUGGUUGAGGCCGGAUCGGCCGUGCUGCUCGACAUCGGCAUGGCUACGCAGCUCGACAUAAGCGUGGAGUUCGAAAUAGAGGGGAGCGAUGCACUGGAGGCGCUAGAAGAGCCGGAGGCCAUAAUCGAAUGCGCUACUGCUCAAAACCGGACGACUCUGGGCCCGUUCGGCCUUCUCGUUCUCGCCGACAAGUCGCUCUCCGAGCUCACCCCCAUUUACUUCCACAUAGCUAAAUCCACCAAUGGCAGCCUCACGACAUUGUUCUGUGCCGACGAGACAAGGUCAUCCAAGGCUUUGGAAGUUUUCAAGAAAGUCUACGGAGGACCCGUUGCGGUACUGGAUGAUGAGAAGUUUACUAUGAGACUCCUGGUCGACCAUUCGAUCAUUGAGAGCUUCGCCCAGGGAGGGAGGACCGUCAUAACGUCGCGGAUUUACCCGACGGAAGCGAUCUACGGUGCGGCGAAGCUGUUCUUGUUCAACAACGCGACCGGAGUGAACGUGACGGCCUCGCUCGAGAUAUGGCAAAUGAACUCUGCCUUCAUCCGCCCGUUCCCCUUGGAGGAAAUGUGAGGCGAUCCAGUCAAAGUCAACAUCAUUUUUGCUGGGCCUUUUCCAUGGGCCGAACGUGCGGGCCCGUGUGAAAUCUCGAUCCAAGUUUACAGGCCGUGAAGCCUAUUCUUUUUUGGUGGGUUACCUAUCAAUGUCUACUUAAUUAUUUUGUUCUUCGUUUUGCUAGAA
Rhodamnia argentea is the source of this 2273-nucleotide messenger RNA. Its product is annotated as beta-fructofuranosidase, soluble isoenzyme I-like. The coding region runs from base 159 to 2105 and encodes 648 amino acids. Gene Ontology annotation, biological process: carbohydrate metabolic process. Lineage: Eukaryota; Viridiplantae; Streptophyta; Magnoliopsida; Myrtales; Myrtaceae. The transcript has 8 exons. Gene Ontology annotation, molecular function: beta-fructofuranosidase activity. The record is from RefSeq and is a predicted model, not a curated record.